This is a messenger RNA of Paramecium octaurelia, 1894 nucleotides long. The record is from the annotation of a GenBank genome assembly. NCBI's taxonomy places the organism in Eukaryota, Ciliophora, Oligohymenophorea, Peniculida, Parameciidae.
AUGGAAUAAAUAAUUUAGAAUGAUAAUUUAGUGAUCUUAUAGUAAAAAAUAUUAAGCUAUCCAAAAACAAGUGAAGAUCUUAAAGUACUAUUUAUAUUUAUGAUAAGACAAUGGCAUCAAUUAUAAAAGUUACAUAAAUUUACAACAAAUUAAAUGAACUUUAUCAUCAACAACUAUCGCAAGAAGGAUAAAUAAAAGUAAAUUGAUAUGAUUUGAUUAGCUCUGCAAUUAUUUAGAACUUAAAAGUUAUGAACUUGGUUAAUAAGUGUAACCAAGUCAAAACUUUGCAGUAUAGCUUAUUCUAAAAGGAUAAAUCGAAGUUUAUUAUUUGGAAGAAGGAUACUUCUAUAACCAUGAAAAAUACCUCUAAACUUUAGAUCCUUUAUUUUACAUAGAAGAGGACUUUAUCUUUGACAAAAUACAAUAUCAGCAAAAUCAACUUAUUUAUAAAGCAUCCUCUAAAAAUUCACUACUAUUGAUGAUAAAUAAAAAAGAAUGUGAUGAAAUUUAUAAAUAUUAUGGGGAGAUAUUUUUGUAUAAACAUAGAACUUUAUGCAAGAUAAUACCAGGUUUGGGAGAAUUGAAUUCUAAAAGAAUAUUAGAGUCUCUUGCCAAUCAAUUUGAAAAUAUAAUCCUACCAAAUUGCACUUAAAUUACAGAGUAAUAAAAUAAGUUUAAUUAAUUUAAGGGAAAAUCAAAUAGGAGAAUACCUGUUCUUUUUAGCAUAAGGUCAUGCAUCUUUUCAAAAAAAUAAAGAACAUAUAUUUAAUAUGGAAGAGAGUGGGAUAAUUGGAGAUGAAUUAUUAGUUGAUCCCGAUUAAGAUUAAAAUAGUUUAUAAACUUAUUACUAUACUGUAAUUGCCAAGUCAGCAUAAGUUUUACUAUAUAAAAUCAAACUUAAGAUAUUUUCACGCCUAUUUCCAAAUGCAAUUAUUAGGCAAAUCAUUACUUAACAUAAGUGUAUACAUUGAUUCUAAAUUUUAGAGAAAUAAGUAAUAAGAUUACUUGUUGGUAGCAAACCAAUCGAGAAAUAAAAAUGUAAUACUUCGCCAAAUAAUGAAAUUAAAAAGUCUAAAUCAACAUUGAUUCUUACAAAAGACACAAUAAAGGCUUAUGAUAAAGUAGACAUAGUAUUUUAAAAAUAUUAAGUAGAUAUCUUAUAAAAAAUUAGGUACCUAAACACAGUCGAGUAUUAAAAUUUAACAAUAAUUUAAUGGAUAAGUUCCAUAAAAAGUUGAAAAAUACAGGAAAAAAAAUUACAAUAAAUGAGUUUGUUUAGUAAACAAAAUAGAGCGAUGAACCUCAAAUGAAAUUAUUAGAAAAAGUUGAGAAUCCAUAUAAUUUUGCCUCAAACGUAAACACAGAGGGAUUUCUAAAGAAAUAUUAUUCGAAUCUCAUAAGAAUUGGAUUAGUAAAGCCUCCUUUAAGAGUAGCUCCUUAAAAUUAUGAAGCUAUUCAAAGAUCAAGAGUAAUUUCAGCAAUGAAAUUAAUUGAGCAUACUCAUAAUUAAUUAAAACCCAAGAGAGCGACAAGUGCCGCUUUCGGAAAAGCGGAUCCAUUACUUUCAAUAAAUGCUUUAGUGUCAACAAAGGAGAGUGAGAUUAAUGUUAGCGCUCAGAAACUAAUUGAAAAAAAUAAAACAAUGACUACAGUUUAUCCUACUCCAAGAACGUAAUCAUAACCUUAAUUGGGUUAUCAUACUAAUGUAACUCCAAGAUAUUCAUCUGUAAUGGAAACACCUAAAUGUGAUACUCCUUAAUCAAGAUCAACUAUGGCUAAAUCAUCAUAGCAAGUUUUUAGACCAUAUUCCGGAUUCAUGGAUCAUACUUCACGAUUGUCUUAAUAAUCAGAAAUCAAUAAAAGGUUAAAGAGGCCUAAUUAACAUUUUUUUUGA